CGCACAAGGGGAGUGGGCAGGGAGGGGUGGUCUCCUGCCUUUUUACUCAAUUAUACCCGCCUCUGUCUGGUGGCGCACUUCUCAACCUUUCGAACAGGCAUCAGCGACGCUUUAGCGUUUUAAGUCAAUUAGGUAGGUGAAGGCGAACAGUUAAAUUUGUUUUUAAAAUAAAGGCUGAAGAUUUCAAAAUAACUAAGUCAGAACCAUGACAGAUCCCGAAUGGCAGUCUCCUUCUGUCUCGUCCUCGGCUCGUUUAGACGACGUUGUUGACGAUCGUACCGCCGAAGGUAUGGAGGAAAUGCUGGAUGAUUUGGAUCCUCUCAAGCCUGGGGCUGGCGACGCACCCAGAUUUGUACCUUCGGUCCCUGUACCUCCGGCUCCCAGCGGCUUCGAGCUGGCAGAGAGCACUAACAUCGGCGAUGAGGAUACCCAGAUUCCUCCACUUCUGCCCCCCAGAAGCCGACCAGAACCGGACUCCACCUCAGAGACGGCGCCUGCUACAUCCACAGUGUCCGCCAAGACUUGUCCAGAGUCUGCCGGUUACACUUUCCUAGAGCAGAAGCUAGAUCCAGAAGACGAAUCCUUUCUUUCUCCUUCCGUUGCACCUGAAUGUGUGAUGCAGUCCUCUGCAGACUUUUCUGUCAACUUGAAAGAUCAGACCGCUAGUGCCGAACCUGUGGGCCCACAGGAUGCUGCACCUGUGCAUGUUGAACCUGUUCCUGUCUUCUCUUUGCCCUCCUUUUCUUCUGAUUCUGUAACUGAAUUAACAGUGUCCACAAAAACAGUCCACAAUGAUGAUCUUGCAGAGAGUGAAGUUCCUUUAAACACCGAAUUACAAACAACCUUGGGUUUUUUGGACGAUGCAGUGAACAAACAAGUAGCAGAGCAUUUUAAAAAAGCUCAUUCUGUUGAUGAAAAGGCACAAGUGAAGCCAGCAUUUAUAGAAUCAUCAGAGAUAGACAAACUAAAUUCUGCUGAUGAAAGUCCAUUUCAAGACACAGUUGGUCAGUGUAUAGAGCCAAAUGGAAAUGAAGUUAAAGGGACUACACUCCAUGUUGAAGAAAUGAAGCCAGAACAAGUCAUUGCAGAUAAGGGAGAACUGAAGAUUAGUGAGGACAUGAGAAUACAUAAUGUUCAGUUAUCAGAUGACAGAAAAGUUGAAAUGGAAACAAAUAAUUUUGGAUUAAUUAAUGAAUAUGUUGGUGUGUCAGGGGCUGAUACGCUUCCCCUAGGCAGAGUUGUUGAAAAGGAGUUUAUGCAGAAUACACUGGAUUCUAAUGACCAAACUAUAAAACCAGUGGAUAGUGGUCUUAACUUUUGCUAUGGGGACAUUUUGGAAGUAAAGGAGAAAAAUGAACUAAAGAUGACUGGUCCAACAAUUAAUCAGGUGGCUCUUAUUGAUUCUUACAUCAAAGAUGCCAUCAAUGUAAUUGAUAAGUCUGAGAAAGAUGUGUUUGAAGAUCAGGAACCUUCAAAGACACCAUGUGAAACCAGAGAAACAAUUGUGGCUAGAACUACUGGAAUGCUAGGUUAUACAGACUUGGAGGAUCAUGUAGAACAGUCCUUUGAACAAGAUGACAAGCUGACUCCAACUGGUGAAGCAUACUUUGCUGUUUCGCAAGUUCCAGUUGUAAGUGAAUCUCAAGCAUGUAUGACCUAUGCUACGUUUGAUUCUUACAACGUGUUGGAGUCUGAUUACUUCAGCACUAAUGAAACGGUUCCUAAAAAUGAAGUUAUAAAAGGAAAGAUUGAGUUCAAGGAAACUUCAGUACCAUUCCAGUUAACUGAUAUUGAGUCAAAAGCAAAUGAUAAGGUCAAGGAUCCAACAUCUGCGGCACCAGUAUUUGCUAAAUACAAAUCCAAUUCUAAUACAGAUGUGACAGCUACUUCUGAAAUGAAUUCAGAACUGCUUAGUAACUUGGCAAUCCAUCCAAAGCAGAUUGUGCAAUCCGACUAUUUGAAUGAAAUCAUUAAUUCAAAUCAGACUGCGCCAAGUUUUGCACCCUACCAUUUACAAAGAACCUCUGAAAUCAUAUCCCCAGGAUUAACGCAAUUAGAAAUCAGUGAAAACUCGAUCGAUACAGAAGUGAGGAAAUCUCAAGAAUCUCUUGAUCAAUUCAAACCACAACUUUACUCUUCUGAAGUGUGUGUUUUAGGCAAAUCUGAUGACAUACAAGAUUUAACAGACACUAUUGUGAAGGCACCAACUUCCAUAGACACAGAGUCUGAUCCUGAUUAUACUCAAAAUGCUGCUAAAGAGCAAAUUGUGCAUGCCCUUCAGGAACCACUUAGUGCUGACAGUGGUAUUCCAGAGUUAUCAAAAACACAGCCUUUCUUUGAAGAACGAAAGGCUAUUACAGAAGGGGGAGUUAUUGAAGAUACUGUAAUUAUUUCCGAGAAGAUUCAGGUUUCUGAAAAGGGAAAUAUACUAGAUCGCACAUUAGAUUCUGUUGUAGAGGUAGGAGGUAAUAAUGAUUUACGUGUAUGCUUGGGGCUCAGCGAGCCUGAUGUCUCUGAAAAAAUAAACAAGUUUGAUCAGUCCAGGAAAGAAGAAUUAUUACCUAGUAAGAUUGUGGAAGAAACAAGUUGUUCUACAUUGCUUUAUCAAAUACCAGAUAUAUCAGCUGGUAUUUCAGUGACAAUGAAGAAUCUAGAUGUGAUUACAUGCAAAGAAGUUGCCAUCAGUAAAUCUGAACCUAUUUUGGGAACACAGGGAGCUGCUACAAUUGGAAUGAAACCUGUUGAAGGAAUUUUAGCUGAUUACAGACAUGUUGAGCAAUGUUCACUUCCUCCACUUUCACUCCAAGAUGAAACUGAAAUCCCACCACUGAUUAAAAAUGUAACUGAAGAUGUUCCAUCUGACCUAUUAAAGGUUACAGAGAAAGGUGUACCAGAAAGUAAUUUAAGCUAUCGGGAAACUUCUGAUGAAGUACUCCCUAGUCCAACAAUAAGUGAAAGGUAUGACUUAAACAAAUCUAGUCCUAUUUUGAUUGCCGAUAGAGAAUUUGGUUCACAAGUCUUGGCUGAAGGGACUAGUUUGACUACUUUCCAGCCAGUGACUGGUGGUAUUGCCCCAGCUUUGCAAAAUACAUUUCCAAACAAUUUUUUAGAACAAAUUGAUGAAAUGAAAACCAGAUUUGAUGACCAUUCUGAAAAUUUGGAGAUGAUGCAAGUACAGAUGAAGACCCAAAGUGAUGCUUCGUUCCCCAUAAAUGAAGAAGUAACUAAGGCUUCAAAAGAAGUGGUUACAAAAAUUUUAGAAACCAGUGUUGCUUUAGCAGAAGUUUUGGGAGGGAAGGAAGGAGCAAUAGCACAAUCCAUAUCUCAGCAAGAAGCAGAUAUAAUGUUUCCUUCCCCUGUUGAAGAUGUAAGCAAAAAAAUUGUUCCUGUAGAAGCCCUGGUGCCAGAACUGCCCCCUGUGGCUGAGAGCACUAAAACAUCCAAAGAUGCUGCUUUUGUUGGUAUUGAAGAUUUUUCUGUAAAACCGGACAAAAAAUCAGUGAUGGACUUAAUCUACUGGCGUGAUAUUAAGAAGACUGGAUUGGUAUUUGGUGCGAGCCUGUUCUUGCUGCUGUCAAUGACCAUUUUCAGCAUUGUCAGUGUGAUUGCGUACCUUGCCCUGGCACUGCUUUCAGUUACCAUUAGUUUCAGGAUAUACAGAGGUAUUCUGCAAGCAGUGCAGAAGUCUGAUGAAGGGCAUCCAUUCAAGGCCUGUUUGGAGACAGAUGUUGCUGUAUCUGAUGAACUAGUGCAGAAGUAUAGUGAUGUUGGGCUAAGCCAUAUCAACCGUGUGAUUACUGAAUUAAGACGACUAUUCCUUGUUGAAGAUCUGAUAGAUUCUCUGAAGUUUUCAGUGCUGAUGUGGCUGCUCACUUAUGUUGGUGCCUUGUUUAAUGGACUGUCCCUGCUGAUAAUAGCUCUGGUAGCAGUUUUCAGCAUUCCUGUGGUUUAUGAAAGACACCAGACUCAAAUUGAUCAUUACAUAGGGAUAGCAAGUAAGCAGAUUAGAGAUAUCACUGCUAAGAUUCAAACGAAAAUUCCUGGACUGAAGAAGAAGACUGAGUAAUGGAGCUUGUCCUGUGCUUCAUAGCAUGUUUUCUGCUGGGCUGUCACUUGGAUUAUCACAGGGAGGAUUGGAAAGAACAAAAUAGCCUUGGAACUGCAGUGUAAUUUGCAAGUCUUUUCCAUUUUGGUAGUAACAAAGUGUUUAACUGUAGUCUAUUUCGUAUUACAUUAUAUCACAUGCUAACAUGUAGGAAGUUUGAAUUCAGUUUAUUUAUGUCAUUUGGUACAGAGAACACUGGUUUGUAUUAAAGAUUUGAGAAACUAUACAUUGCACGUGUCGGGAUAGUGUCUUAUUAUGUGAAAACAAAUCAUGGUGCAGUUGGAGCUUUUGGUAUUCCCUGCCCCCUCCCCAGUUUGCACACUGUUUGUAGGAUCUAUGCUGUGAGGUUGGUGCAAAUUUCUAACUCCAUGUGAUCAAAAUAUUUACUGUUCCAUUGUAGUGAAAUUUGAGGUCUUGCUUUUCUGACUAAAACCUGUCGCUGUAUUAAGAUUUUACUGUUUUAACAAUUACCCAGUUAGUGUUUCACUAAGCUAGCAAGUUGACUUGAGCAGCUCCACAGUGCUUGUUAUUUCAGAGGUAACUGAAUUUUAAAGAUGGAUCCACAGCACUGAACCAUACACUAAGAUAUAUAUGCCAUAAAAUCUCAGCAUAAAUGUUCAAUUCAUCAGAUUUUCAUCUGUUUAGCCAGAAAUGUAUGAGCACAUCUAUAGCAAAAUUUUAACUGUACUUUUGAUUAUUUGUGGACUGUAUCUAAUGCUAUGAAUAAAUGUAACUUGGAAAUUGCAAACAUUGUUUGCGCACAUCUGAGAGUGGACAUUACAUUGUAAACGAAUUGGGCUCAGGCCUUUGGGGAAUGCAUUGUGAAAUAAAAAUGAGAAUGAAUUAAGCUUA
Chiloscyllium plagiosum (whitespotted bambooshark) is the source of this 4957-nucleotide messenger RNA. RefSeq lists its product as uncharacterized. The record is from RefSeq and is a predicted model, not a curated record. Gene Ontology annotation, cellular component: endoplasmic reticulum membrane; axon. NCBI's taxonomy places the organism in Eukaryota, Metazoa, Chordata, Chondrichthyes, Orectolobiformes, Hemiscylliidae.